This is a messenger RNA of Dufourea novaeangliae, 1160 nucleotides long. RefSeq names its product L-threonine 3-dehydrogenase, mitochondrial (gene Tdh). Gene Ontology annotation, molecular function: L-threonine 3-dehydrogenase activity. NCBI's taxonomy places the organism in Eukaryota, Metazoa, Arthropoda, Insecta, Hymenoptera, Halictidae. The record is from RefSeq and is a predicted model, not a curated record. Gene Ontology annotation, biological process: L-threonine catabolic process. Bases 51 to 1160 code for a protein of 369 amino acids. The transcript is spliced from 5 exons.
UCAAGCUUUUCUAUCUCUGUAACAAACAAUAACGACCAUCAUCAAUUAUAAUGUGGUGUAAAAGUCUCGCACAUAUUUCCCGACGAGUAUCAAGAAGCACUUUUCGAGAUUUCCACGUCACGGGUACUUUUUCUUCUCGAGAUCUCAAAGAAAGCGAGAACCUCCGAUCAGACGUAAGAAAGAAAUCGCCACGAAUACUAAUUACAGGUGGCCUUGGACAAUUGGGCACCGAAUGCGCGAAAUUGCUACGAAAAAAUUAUGGAAAUGAGAACGUGAUUCUCUCGGACAUAAUCAAGCCAACCGAUGAAAAUCUUUCGAACGGACCGUUCAUCUUCGCUGAUAUCCUCGACUUCAAGGGCCUCCAAAAAAUCGUGGUGAACUAUAGAAUCGACUGGCUGAUACAUUUCAGUGCUCUUCUGAGCGCUAUCGGCGAACAGAACGUUCCUCUUGCGGUGAGGGUCAAUAUUGAAGGUAUGCACAAUGUGAUCGAGCUGGCGAAACAGUAUAAACUGAGGAUAUUUAUUCCGUCGACGAUCGGAGCGUUUGGUCCCGAUUCACCGAGAAAUCCCACCCCGAAUGUUACCAUCCAACGGCCACGGACGAUUUACGGUGUCAGUAAGGUUCACGCCGAACUUUUAGGCGAGUAUUAUCAUCAUAGAUUCGGUCUUGACUUCCGGUGUCUUCGGUUUCCGGGAGUCAUCAGCAGUGAUCCACCUGGUGGUGGAACUACAGACUACGCUGUAGCGGUUUUUCACGAGGGAUUGCUUACUAAAAAAUACGAAUGCUAUUUAGAACCAUGUACGAGGCUGCCAAUGAUGUACAUAGAGGAUUGUUUGUCGGCACUCUUUCAAUUUUUAAAUACUUCUAACGAUCAGUUGCGUAGACGGGUGUACAAUGUCACUGCAAUGAGCUUCACGCCGGAAGAACUGUUUAACGAGCUUAAGAAACACGUUCCCGACUUAAAGAUUACGUAUAAGCCGGAUGGACGACAAUACAUUGCUGAAAGUUGGCCGCAAGUCUUCGAUGAUAGUGAGGCGCGACGGGAUUGGGGGUGGCAGAACAAGUACAAUUUGGAGCAACUAGUGGAGUCGAUGAUACGCGAUGUAAGGGUAAACUUGCUAUCGAAAAAAUCAUUGAAGGAGGUUAAUAGUUACGUAUAA